Molecule: messenger RNA, 3796 nt
Organism: Phoenix dactylifera (date palm)
Lineage: Eukaryota; Viridiplantae; Streptophyta; Magnoliopsida; Arecales; Arecaceae
Source: RefSeq, a predicted model, not a curated record
UCUCCCGGAGGAGGCUCACCCCACGGUGGCACGGCGAGAGGGAGAAGAGGAAGGGGGAGAAGCAAAGAGAGAGGAAGGAUGGGAGAAGGGCUCGGCCGGAGGUGAAAGAAGAAGAAAGAAAGGGGCUAGGGCUUCCGAGGGAGACGGAGGGGGGGAGAGAGAGAGGAGAAUGGAGACGAAGAGGCGAGAAAUCACUUGUACUACUAAAAAAUGGAAAGUUUACGGACAAUCCACUGUUGCCUCUUCCUAAGAAGGCCAAGAAGAUCCUUGUAGCUGGGAGCCAUGCCGACAACUUGGGCUGUCAGUGUGGAGGAUGGACUAUCACUUGGCAAGGACGCAGUGGGAACAAUCUAACAAUUGGAACCACAAUCCUUGAUAACAUCAAGGCCAAUGUUGAUACCACCACCAAGGUUGUCUACUCUGGAAAAUUAUCGAAGUGGAAUCUAGAUUAAGCUACAAGACCUAACAAGUGUUCACGUAUGAGAAGAAAAACACAAGAAACAAUGCACUUUUCUAUUUUUCCUUUUUUUAUUGAGGUUAACAAGAAAUGUUACUAACAUCUCUUUUCUUUGUUAGAAUCAUAAAGCAUAAAUUCGACUGUCUAACAAAUAUUUGUCCUUUACAUAAUCAAACAAAUAGAUCUGAUUUUUCUUUUCCCCCUUUAAUGGUAAAACACCAAAAAUACUGUGUUCAACAAGAAUGUCAAAUAUAGGAGAUAGUAGAUAUGAUACUACCAUAAAGUUUUCCUCAUAAUAAAAAAGAAAGAUAGUACCAUAAACUAGAAAGCAUGAAAAAAAUAAUUAGCUGUCACUUCAAAUACUUACUAGAAGCCCUAAUUGUGAGAGAAACUUGAAUACGAAGAGCAUUUUAAGCCCUUUCAAUCUAAUUAUUUCAACACAAAUUUCUUAUCUUAUUUCAGACUAUAAACAUGCAGCGAAGGGGAAAAAUAUAUAAGACCGCCUGUUGCUUUCGCAUUCAAAUGAAAAAUAAAAAUGUAAGGACUCGCAGGCCUGAAUGAGGUGAAGGUUAGUAGGGUCUUCUCGUGGGUUGCUCAAAAAACAAAAAGAAAAAAGAAAAAAACUAAGGUGGUUCAUAGGAGGAGGCUUGCAGGUUUACUUUCCAUGUCAAUUGCCCAGUGAUUUGUCAUUUAACUAUAACUAGUCUAUGCACAAGGUUGACACAGUGGCAGUUCACUUAAUAUCCUGCAUGCACACAUAUGGCAGCAGAUAUCAGGAGGUAUUCCCAUAGACUGUAGGAGUGACAUCAUUGUUGAUUUCUGAACCAAUUCGGCCAAAGAUUGAAAAGUCAGCUAUAUCUUUUUAUAUGAUUCGUGAGUGCCAUUAAUUAUUGGAAACUAUUCACAAAUCACAAUCAGCACAACAUUCUAGAAUGGGGCUGUCUCGUAAAAAUAUCAGCUCAAUGUGCUACAGAUGGCCCUGUCCAGAUUGGGUUGAAAAGUUUUUGUUCACAUGAAACAGACAUCCUUCUAACAUUCUAGUUUUCUCUAACUGUUCCACUAUCAUAUCUAAAUAUUAUGGCGUCAUAAAUGCAAAAGAUCUUAACAUUAGCAUUUCUUAUUCGUCAGUGUCCAAAGUUCCUCAUAGUUGUAUGGCCUCAUCUAGCAUAUAUCGGUAGAGCCAAAUUUGUCAUUUUCUUUGUUGUUCAAUUUAAAGCCCUUCUUGGGUCCUAAAUCUUAGAUACAUAUACCAGCUUGUAGCAAACCAGUGUCCUUUUAGCCUAAAUGGCUUCUCCCCUCUGUUUCAAUGGUGAAACAGAGGGAGAAAAGAAAGGAGAUGCCGAGCCCAACCAGGCCCAUCCCAGGCCCAGUGGCCAAUCCGGGCCGAGCCCAGACCGAGCCCAUCUGGGCUCGGCCUGCAGGCACCCAGGGCACCGCAGGCUCAGCCGCAGUCGCCCUAGGGUACCCCGACGCGGCCGCAGGGCCGUCAGGCCCUGGCAGAGUCCACCUCCCUCCGGGGAGGAGGUGGUGGCGCCACCCACAGAGAGAGAAGUUGAAAAAAAAAUAAAGAAAGAAAAAGAGGGGGAAAAAAAGGGAGGAUCGUACCUGGGUCUCUCGCGCCUCCUCUCGGUCACGGUGGUUCUCCUCCUCCGCCAUGGCCGGAUCGAGGUAAGGGAGGUCCCCGGAGACAAACUCACUCCGGCAUCACUUCGGAGGAAGUUUAGCCCCUCCCUCUCCCACUGCUCCCACCCUGGAGAAGGGCACCCCUCGGCCGCAGUCGCCGGAGCGGCUGCAGGCCGAGGAAGCGUCGGCCUCCUCAGGGGAGCUCCCAGGGUCGUCGGCCUCCUCAGGGGAGCUCGACCCACCUCGAGGACCCCGUUCGACUCGUCCGGCACCACUUCGGAGGAGGUCCAGGGCCUUCCCUUCUGCCGCUCCGAGGUGGGAGCAUCUCCCGGAGGAGGCUCACCCCACGGUGGCACGGCGAGAGGGAGAAGAGGAAGGGGGGAAGCAAAGAGAGAGGAAGGAUGGGAGAAGGGCUCGGCCGGAGGUAAAAGAAGAAGAAAGAAAGGGGAUAGGGCUCCCGGUGGAGACGGAGGGGGGAGAGAGAGAGGAGAAUGGAGACGAAGAGGCGAGAAAUCACUUGUACUACUAAAAAAUGGAAAGUUUACGGACAAUCCACUGUUGCCUCUUCCUAAGAAGGCCAAGAAGAUCCUUGUAGCUGGGAGCCAUGCCGACAACUUAGGCUGUCAGUGUGGAGGAUGGACUAUCACUUGGCAAGGACGCAGUGGGAACAAUCUAACAAUUGGUAAACAUUCUAAACACCUUAGAUUGACUUUGUUUCUUAUUUCAGACAUAGCAGAGCAUGGUAAUGUUUUGAACUUCGAGCGAUCCUUUGCAACAGGAACCACAAUCCUUGAUGCCAUCAAGGCCAUUGUUGACACCACCACCAAGGUUGUCUACUCUGGAAAAUUAUCGAAGUGGAAUCUAGAUUAAGCUACAAGACCUAACAAGUGUUCACGUAUGAGAAGGAAAACACAAGCAACAGUGCACUUUUCUAUUUUUUUCUUUUUUUAUUGAGGUCAACAAGAAAUGUUACUAACAACUCUUUUCUUCGUUAGAAUCGUAAAGUAUAAAUUCGACUAUCUAACAAAUGUUUGUCCUUUACAUAAUCAAACAAAUAGAUCUGAUUUUUCUUUUCCCCCUUUAAUGGUAAAACACCAAAAAUACUGUGUUCAACAAGAAUGUCAAAUAUAGGAGAUAGUAGAUAUGAUACUACCAUAAAGUUUUCCUCAUAAUAAAAAAAGAAAGAUAGUACCAUAAACUAGAAAGCAUGAAAAAAAUAAUUAGCUGUCACUUCAAAUACUUACUAGAAGCCCUAAUUGUGAGAGAAACUUGAAUACGAAGAGCAUUUUAAGCCCUUUCAAUCUAAUUAUUUCAACACAAAUUUCUUAUCUUAUUUCAGACUAUAAACAUGCAGCGAAGGGAAAAAUAUAUAAGACCGCCUGUUGCUUUCGCAUUCAAAUGAAAAAUAAAAAUGUAAGGACUCGCAGGCCUGAAUGAGGUGAAGGUUAGUAGGGUCUUCUCGUGGGUUGCUCAAAAAACAAAAAGAAAAAAGAAAAAAACUAAGGUGGUUCAUAGGAGGAGGCUUGCAGGUUUACUUUCCAUGUCAAUUGCCCAGUGAUUUGUCAUUUAACUAUAACUAGUCUAUGCACAAGGUUGACACAGUGGCAGUUCACUUAAUAUCCUGCAUGCACACAUAUGGCAGCAGAUAUCAGGAGGUAUUCCCAUAGACUGUAGGAGUGACAUCAUUGUUGAUUUCUGAACCAAUUCGGCCAAAGA